UGAUGUUUUUCUUUUUGUGUAUGCCGAUCGCGAUGCAAAUUUCAAGAAUGGAGGGACCGCAGCUGACAUGAUUAUAGUAACUAAGAGUUUUAUUGUAUGCUACAGCAGUCAUCAAAUAUGUCUUUAAGUGAAUUGUGGUCCCAAGUCAGUGGUUCAAUCUCCAAAGCGACCGCGCAGCCCGUUAAAGUUGAAGCACAAGUUCCAACGAAGAUGAAUGAGUUUACGUCUCUUCUAAUCAGACUAGCUAUUUCUACCGGUCUCUCUAUUGCAUUAGGCAAAGUAUUGAUGGACAUGAUGGACCCAACGAGGAAAGAGAAAAAGGAAGCGAAAAAAAGGGCUGAAGAAUUAAUGAAAAGGAUUGGGGUGAAUAAUGUAAAGUUGACAGAAUAUGAGCUUUGUUUUGCUGCUGACCUAGUCGAACCAGCGAGUCUUGAUGUAUCAUGGAAAGACAUUGGUGGAUUAGAUCAUGUGAUCCGAUCAAUCAAAGAAACUGUUAUAUUCCCAUUUAUAAGAAGAGAUUUAUUUAAAGACUCAUAUUUAAUGCAACCACCAAAAGUCAGUAUGAUGUGUAGCUACCUGAGAAGUACAUUUUUCACCGAGCCUGGAGAACAAGGUCUUUUAUUACAUGGACCUCCAGGAUGUGGCAAAACAAUGGUUGCCAAAGCAAUUGCAAAAGAUGCAGGAGCCAGAUUUAUCAAUUUCAAAAUAUCCUCAAUGGUGGAUAAAUGGUACGGAGAGUCCCAGAAGCGAGCGGAGGCAGUGUUCUCAUUGGCUAUGAAAUUGCAACCAGCCAUUAUAUUCAUAGAUGAAAUAGAUUCCUUUUUACGAUCCAGGAGUUCACAGGACCAUGAAGCUACCGCAAUGAUUAAGGCUCAAUUCAUGAGUAUGUGGGAUGGCAUUAUUACUGACCCCAACUGCCUAAUCAUGAUCAUAGCAGCCACAAAUCGCCCCAGUGACAUUGAUCCAGCCAUUCUUAGAAGAUUACCUUGCCAGUUCAACAUAAAAAAACCAGAAAAACUUCAGAGAGUCAAUAUCUUAAAACUUGUGUUAUAUGGAGAACGGACAGAGGAUUUAGAUUAUGAAAAGUUAGGAGAAGAAACAGUUGGGUUGACUGGGAGUGAUCUCAAGGAAUUGUGUCGGGUAGCCUCAACCAAUAGGAUUCGAGAGCUUGUACAGAACAGCCACACAGACAACAUCUAUGAGAUGGAAAUAGAGAGACUGAGGCCGAUAACCAUGAAAGACAUGGAGAUUGGAAUAGCAAAGCUUACAAAUUCUAAGUCUGAAUUGUUGACAUUAAUUACGGAGAGCGUAGACUGAGGCUGUUGUGCUUUACGUAUGAAUAUGUUGUAUACAGUGGGUUCCAAACCAAUCUGAACAGCAAAAUCCUGUGAUAAAAAAUUUGUAUGGCUGGUGGAUUAUUGCCUCAUGUGUGAUGUUGGAAAUGCUGUAUGUGAGAACUGGUUUUAACUGUUGGAGAGUGUGCUAGCAGUCAAGGUUUAGUGAUGGUUGAUUUCAUUUUAUCAUGCUAUUGUUAUUCAAAUUUGUGAUUUUAAAAAGUACUAUACAGUUAUGAAAUUAUUACCAUUAUUACCAUGAUUCUUGGUAUAUGUAUAAAUUCAGUUGCAAAGAUAAGAUUUUAAUUAAAAUUACACUUGUAAAUCCUACUCAUUUACUCUAUAUCUUUAUUCAGAUUUAUGUAAAGUCUAUAAUUAAAUUAAUGAAACUACAUGUAUAAGACUGUAUGAGUCUGUACUCUAUAUCUUUAUUCAGAUUUAUGUAAAGCCUAUAAUUAAAAUUAAUGAAAUGGC
This is a messenger RNA of Ostrea edulis (European flat oyster), 1808 nucleotides long. Its product is annotated as outer mitochondrial transmembrane helix translocase-like. Gene Ontology annotation, molecular function: ATP binding; ATP hydrolysis activity. The transcript is spliced from 11 exons. The record is from RefSeq and is a predicted model, not a curated record. Bases 97 to 1317 code for a protein of 406 amino acids. NCBI's taxonomy places the organism in Eukaryota, Metazoa, Mollusca, Bivalvia, Ostreida, Ostreidae. Gene Ontology annotation, cellular component: mitochondrial outer membrane.